GCCUCCUGGCACAAAACAAGUUUACUGAAGCUAGGUUUCUGCUUUACAGUGUUCAACUUAAUUCAUGGAGUCUUUCCUAGGGUUUCAGCAGAAAAAAGAAGGGGAAGAUGACAAGUCCUGCAGUUACAAGCUGGUUCCAUGGUUAAGCUGGGAUGAAUGGGACUUUGUCAGAGAAUCUCUUUUCUCGUCUUCUCCAGACUCGAUUGACGCAGCUCUUAGAAGAAUAUCCGCGUGGCGAAGCAGAGGUUGUCUUCCCGUUGCGAUUGAUGUUAUGGCCUCUAUAGUUGAAAUUCAGCAGAAAGAUCCCUUUUUUGGGGAGGGUCGCGCUAAUGAUGUUUUGGAAUCAGAGGAAAUGCUGGCUAUGCUAUAUUGCAUGGCUAUCAUGAGGCUUGUGAAUGGUGUCAUUGAGAAAACACGUAAAAGAAAAGAGGUUUCGAUUGCUGAAGCGGCUGAUGCAAUUGGUAUUCCUCGUAUGCUGAUCGACAUUCGCCAUGAGGGUUCUCAUCGUGAUCUCCCCUCACUUCAGCUGGUUCGUCUUGCCUCUAUGAAGGCACUUGAUUGGUUGCGAUCUUAUUAUUGGGAGCCUCAAAAGAGUGCAAUUCCAUUUCAAAAGGAUAGGGUUGGUAACAUUAGAAAAGAAAUUAUGUCUCGACUGCGUGAAUUUAUCUUUCAUCUAAAGAAUAGGCAGUCUAUGCAUUCAACCAAGGGAAAACGUGUUAAACAGUCUGAACUAUGGUGCGGGGGUACUAAGUUCUUCUCCCGUAUGGCUGGGAAGCUCCAAUCUCCAAAAUCUCAAGGACCUAAAAGACAGAUUGCCAAGAUUAUACGAAAUCUUGUUCAUUUAUAUUCUUUGUUCCCAUCAGAAGUAGUUUCGGUGUUAUUGGAGUUCCUACUGAAGGCAUCCGAUUUCUCAGCUGGAAAUAGGGUAGAAUCCUCUGAUAAUUUGCUAGCGGACUACUCUGGAAAUUCAAAAAUCCUCACAGGCACAAUUGAUGACUGGAAAUACUUAAUAAUGCGGCUGUCAAGCAAGGAACCGGAAUUGCUGCUGACCAUUUUCAAGUCAGUUCUUGAAAUGAUUGAGACUCGGGUAGCCAUGAAAACUGAAAUUGGACAUUAUUGCAUUUCAUCAGAGCAUAAGGCUGAGAUUGUUCAAAUUGAACAUCUUUCGUCACUGGUUCCAUGGCUCCUUGGGAAUCUUACUGAAUUAAAACAACAUAGAGACACAGGACAUUUGGCUGAAACCGAUGUCUCUGUGGUGGAAACAAGUGCUAUAUCAAAAGCAACUUUAAAAGAACUCCUACGGAAAUGUCUUUUGAUAUUAGCUAGGGGCAACAAACAACUCACUGGUUCUACACUACUGCUUGCAAACAUGACAGGAAACAGUUAUCUGGUAGAGAGGAUCAAGAAACUGCCUGCGGUAAACUUUCCAGACUAUGAUUGUACCAUUGAAAGCUCUACAUGUAUGGGUAUGGGAGACUCCCUUCUUCAACAGGAGAAUGACAUAAAACAGGCAGCGGAAAAGCUGGAGUCUCUUAAACGGCACCGGAUGAAGGGUGAAAUGGUCAAUAUAGUGCCACCAAUUGUUGAUGAGGGAACAGAGAAAAACAUGUGGUCUGUAGCCAAGUCGUGGAACCCAUGUCCAAUUGGUAUGUUGCCUCGUGCUUUAGGUUCUUCAGGCAUUCUUCCUAUUCUUGACAGAACAGUUGACCACCCAAAGGUCCACCAUCAAAAGGUUGAAGAAUUCUCCGAAGCCAAUGAACACUGGGAGCUGAAUCGUUGUAGUGGAAAGAGAGAAACGAGUUGUGAUAUUCGGCUUUUGGAGGGCUCAAGUGCCACUAAGAAAAUGAGGGAGACAUCAGAUGGUGGUCGCUUGAACAGUCAGGAUGGUUCAUCACUGAAAGCCGACAAAGGUUUACUGAUGAUUGAUGGGAUUUGGAAGAAGGUUACAACCCAGGAAUUACUAGCCAUUGGAUCUGCUGUAAGGAUUUUGGUAUGAACAACCUGGGUGGUUGUUUCUACAUAGGUUGUGAAGGUUACAAUCAACAUACACUGUUGCAAGGCAGUUGAAUACAAGUCUUGGAUAUGACAGAUAACGAAUCACAAUAUAACAGUUGUCAUGACAAUUAAGCAAUUCUGUAGUUUAGUUUAUUGCAUUUAUUAUAAUUAAUCUAUUUGGUUCACGUCUUUUUCUUUUACUUUUUAUGUUUGAUGUGGGAACAAUUUAUUGAUAAAUCAAAAUGGGUUUACUUCUUAUUUCAA
Telopea speciosissima is the source of this 2259-nucleotide messenger RNA. RefSeq lists its product as uncharacterized. Gene Ontology annotation, cellular component: Las1 complex; preribosome, large subunit precursor. Gene Ontology annotation, molecular function: endonuclease activity. Gene Ontology annotation, biological process: maturation of LSU-rRNA; maturation of 5.8S rRNA. The transcript is spliced from 9 exons. The coding region runs from base 65 to 1996 and encodes 643 amino acids. NCBI's taxonomy places the organism in Eukaryota, Viridiplantae, Streptophyta, Magnoliopsida, Proteales, Proteaceae. The record is from RefSeq and is a predicted model, not a curated record.